AUGAUACCAGGCACAUUCAUCUGUCACACACUCUAUGAAAUAAACAUGAUCGAUUAUGAAUAUUACUCCGUACUUCAUUUGCUUGAAGCACACGCACUAUCAAAACCUGAUAAUGUUUGCCUUUUAUAUCCUAAUUUUAAACCGCAACAACCAACAACAUAUGCUUCUGUUACGUUCAAACAAUUUAAUGAUAUGGCAAAUAAUCUUGCUAAAAUUCUUUCGAAAAAUUUUAAUGAAAAUGAACUGAAAUCGAAUAAUAAUUCAAUUAUUGUAUGUUUAUUAGCUAGUGGUAAUGUACAAUAUUUAUUAACUAUCUAUGCAUUAUUAAAAUUAAACAUUAUCGUUUUUCCACUAUCAAUACGAAAUUCUCAACCGGCUAUAGUACAUUUAAUUACAAAAACAAAUGCAUCAUAUUUGCUUUAUAGUCAACAAUAUUCAACUAUUGUUAAUGAUACUAUAAAAGAGUUAAAAGGUGUAAAAAUAGCUACAUUAGAUGAUGAAAUCGAUAUUCAAGAUCUACUCGUCAAGAACAACAAUGAUGAUAUUAAUUUGUCUAUUCAUAAGAAAGAAGAUCUUGAACGAAUCAAUGUUAUAUAUCACAGAGCAUUUCACUAUGAAUCUGUUGGGGGAAAUAUUGGUCUUGUAGCACCAGGAAAGUAG
Messenger RNA from Didymodactylos carnosus, 660 nucleotides. The record is from the annotation of a GenBank genome assembly. Lineage: Eukaryota; Metazoa; Rotifera; Eurotatoria; Philodinida; Philodinidae.